This is a messenger RNA of Malus domestica (apple), 2349 nucleotides long. Its product is annotated as 3',5'-bisphosphate nucleotidase AHL. Gene Ontology annotation, biological process: phosphatidylinositol phosphate biosynthetic process; sulfate assimilation. Lineage: Eukaryota; Viridiplantae; Streptophyta; Magnoliopsida; Rosales; Rosaceae. Gene Ontology annotation, molecular function: 3'(2'),5'-bisphosphate nucleotidase activity. The record is from RefSeq and is a predicted model, not a curated record.
AUACAAAUGCCACCAGAGGAAAUUCCACAACCCAAUAAAAAAUCCCCAAAUGUUUUAGUCGCACAAAAAGUUACUGCAUCGCUGAACGCCAUUGCCAUUGCAAAGCAGAAAGCACUGCAUAAAAACCCCUCAAAAAUCAGCAACCCAAGAAUGUAGGAACCUUAAUCUGCACGAAUCCCGAGGUGACUACCUCAAAGAUUGAUGCUUUCUCCUCGUUUGUGAAUUCAAUCCAUCUGGGUGUCGUCGGAAGUUGUUGAGAUUGAGGUAUGGAGGGCGGGAGAUACGGUGAGGAGCUGGAUGUGGCGGUGAGAGUGGUUCACAUGGCGUGUGCUCUGUGUCAGAGGCUGCAGGAGGGGUUGGUGUCAGGUGGCAGUGGCCUCGUUAAGUCCAAGGACGAUGAUUCUCCUGUGACUGUCGCAGAUUGGAGUGUGCAAGCAACCGUUAGCUGGAUACUGUCUGAGUUCUUUGGGAGUCAAAAUGUAUCCGUUAUUGCUGAAGAAGAUGUACAAACGCUCUCUCAGGCUGACUCAGCGGGUUUGCUGGAAGCUGUUGUAAACACUGUUAAUGAGUGCUUAGCUGGAGCACCCAAGUAUGGUCUUAAAAGUCCACCAAAAUCCCUCAACACUGCUCAAGUUCUUGAGGCUAUCAGCCGAUGCAACUCAGAGGGAGGCCCCAAAGGUAGACAUUGGGUACUUGAUCCUAUUGACGGAACAUUAGGGUUUGUGCGUGGGGAUCAAUAUGCUGUAGCUUUAGCAUUGAUUGAGGAUGGGAAGGUUGUUAUUGGAGUACUUGGGUGCCCUAAUUACCCAAUGAAGAAGGAAUUGCUCAGUUAUCAUUAUCAGUACCAUGAAAACAUGUCAAGGUUGUCUCCACCUUCUGACGAUAUGUGGGAAAGAGGUUGUGUGAUGUAUGCGAGGAGAGGCAGUGGUGAGGCAUGGAUGCAGCCACCAAUCCGUGGGGAUAAGAAGUUUGUGUGGCCGAAUUCUGCAAGACUUGUUCGGGUUUCUUCCAUCGAUGACCCCUCACUGGCCACUAGUUGUGAACCUGUCGAGAAAGCAAAUUCAGACCACUCCUUCACAGCAGGACUUGCUCACAGCGUAGGGCUUAGAAAUCAACCCCUCCGUGUCUAUAGCAUGGUGAAAUAUGCAGCCAUAGCUCGAGGAGAUGCUGAGCUAUUCAUGAAGUUUGCAAGGACUGGAUACAAGGAGAAGAUAUGGGAUCACGCUGCUGGUGUUGUCAUUGUAGAAGAGGCCGGAGGUGUCGUAACUGAUGCUGGAGGGCGUCCCCUGGACUUUUCAAAAGGACCUUACUUAGAAGGACUUGACAGGGGCAUAGUUGUUUGUUCUGGGGCAACACUGCAUGAGAAAAUCAUUGAUGCCGUGUAUGCCAGCUGGAACUCUUCUAAUUUAUGAGGCUUUCUGUUCCAUGCCAACGGACCACAGUGGCAGUAAAUUUUGCAAUUUUGGUAAGGGCAAGCAGUUUGCUGAGAAGGAUUCUUGACGACGUUCAUAUGCUAACGCCAAGGUCAAGUUUAUAGAAGGAAGUAUUUCGUCUGGUGACGUGUUCAACUGAGUUCAGGAAAAUGGCACUGUUAUACUGCCGCUCAAUAGUCAAAUAUUUAUCAGUAAGAUCUUCAAAGUAAAUUUUUUUGCAACAGCAGUGUCAUUUCAAUAAAAUGUCAGUGCAUAUAAAUCACUUUCACUGCAUAGCUGCACCCAGUUGAUGGCUGCUAGGGGUGUAGCAAUUUGGGUUCACAGUUUUGUCUAGCAAUCAGUCUACAGAAAUCAGUUGAUGACCAUUUUGUUGAGCCAAAAAAGAAAUAGAAACAAUUUUUACCGAAAUACUCCUAUUUUUUUUUUUAUGGCAUUACCUUCUAUUGAUGUUUUAAGCUACGAUUUUGCUUAUCCGGUGAACCCAUGAGAUCGCUGUUCAUAUUUAGUCAACUUAGUUGUUUCGGUUUACCCAAACUGUGAUGUCUGCGAGCUGAUUGGCGCCUAAACUGGUAAUUUAGCUGUAUAUUAUGCGCUGGUUUUUUUUUCGUAAUUUUCGCUACAGGAUAGAGUAUCAGUUAGCCUCAGUUGUUAAAUUGAUCUAGCACCUGUUGUUUCCUCCAAAAGCCAGGGAGUGCUGGGUGGCUGUAGCUUGAUGGUCUUGCUAAAGAGCUUAGGCAUAGUCCUCCGGAGUGGAGGCCUUCCUAGUUUUGUUUGUUAGUGUCAUUUUCCGCUCCUCACAUUGGAAGUAAAUAUAUUAGUUCAAAACACUAUCACGGAACUGUUUUUCCUUUUCUGUUUCAGUUUGUUUUGUUACCCUUAUCAGAAUAUUAAUGGAAAAUUCAAGUUUGAUUGGAAA